Messenger RNA from Arachis ipaensis, 1521 nucleotides. Its product is annotated as ACT domain-containing protein ACR4. Lineage: Eukaryota; Viridiplantae; Streptophyta; Magnoliopsida; Fabales; Fabaceae. The record is from RefSeq and is a predicted model, not a curated record.
UCUUCUCUUCUCUUUCUUUCUCUUAUAACAACAAAAGCUUAUCAUCUUCUCUUCUCACCAAUCUUCCAACACUUCCAAUGGCUUUAAUUUCAGAGGUUAAUAUGAGUUUCUCUCACUAUAUGGAUGAUGAAUAUGAGAAACUCUUCAGAAGAAUGAAUCCACCAAGAGUUGUAAUUGAUAAUGAAUCCAGCAAGAAAGCCACUGUUAUAAGGGUUGAUAGUGCAAACAAGCAUGGAAUACUCCUUGAAGUCGUGCAAAUUCUGACCGAUCUAAACCUCAUCGUAAAUAAGGCUUACAUCUCUUCAGAUGGAGGAUGGUUCAUGGAUGUGUUUAAUGUCACUGACCAGGACGGAAACAAGGUCAUGGAUGAAGCUAUUCUGGACUACAUUCGAAAGUCACUCGGUCCAGAAUCAUGCUGUACAUCGUCCAUGAGAUCUGUCGGGGUCAAGCAAACUAUGGACCACACCGCCAUAGAACUAAUGGGAAGCGAUAGGCCAGGAUUGCUUUCAGAAGUGAGUGCGGUGCUAACUGACCUCAAGUGCAACAUAAUCAAUGCAGAGGUGUGGACUCACAAUACCCGUGCAGCCUCCGUGAUGCAUGUAACGGACGAAGAAACCGGCGCUGCAAUCACCGACCCUCAAAGGCUCUCACUAAUUAAAGAACUCCUAGCCAAUGUGCUUGGUGGUGGCAACAAAGUCAGGGGAGCUAGCAGUGUAGUCACCGAACAAGUUACGCAUACUGAUAGAAGGCUUCACCAGAUGAUGUUUGCCGAUAGGGAUUAUGAACGACCCGACGACAAUGAGUUUGAUGAGAAGAGAAGACCAAAAGUGACCGUUGUGAAUUGGUCCGACAAAGAUUACUCUGUUGUUACUAUCCGAUGCAAGGAUCGAGCAAAGCUUCUGUUCGAUAUUGUUUGUACUUUGACAGAUAUGCAGUAUGUGGUUUUCCAUGCAAGUAUCGAUACGGAGGGUCCAAAUGCAUUUCAGGAAUAUUACAUUAAACACAUAGAUGGAUCCCCCGUAAAAUCGGAUGCAGAAAGACAAAGAGUGAUUCAGUGUCUUGAAGCUGCAAUUCAGAGAAGAGUAUCCGAGGGUUUGAAGCUAGAACUCUGCACAACCGACAGAUUCGGACUUCUGUCCGAUGUCACGCGUAUCUUUCGAGAGAACAGCCUCACAGUUAACAGGGCGGAAGUGACGACCAAAGGUGGCAAAGCCGUUAACACAUUUUAUGUUAGUGGCGCAUCCGGUUGCCCCGUAGAUUCUAAAACCAUAGACACCAUUCGGCAAGCAAUCGGAAACACCAUACUAAAAGUAAAGGGUAGGCCGGAAGAGUUGGAACCGGCAACGACGCAGGAUUCUCCGACAAGGUUCCUCUUUGGUGGGUUUUUCAAAUCAAGGUCCUUUGUUAACUUUGGUUUGAUAAAGUCUUAUUCAUGAGAAUAAGGUUUGGUGAAAGUGUAAAAUAUGCUCUCUUCUUCUCUGAUUCUAUCACUAUCUAUUUCAUUUUCUUGUACAUGGAAAA